Molecule: messenger RNA, 589 nt
Organism: Paramecium sonneborni
Lineage: Eukaryota; Ciliophora; Oligohymenophorea; Peniculida; Parameciidae
Source: the annotation of a GenBank genome assembly
UAUGAUCUUGCUACUAUUAAUUGAUUUAGUUUACUGUGUUCAAUUUGGUUAUGAAGUUGAAAGAGGAUAAUAAAUUUGUUUUGAAGAUUACUUUUCUUAAGAUGAUGUAUUUGAUUUAAGAGUAAGAUCAAAUUCUUCAAAUUAUGCAAUUAAAUUAGAAGAAUCAGAGUCAAAAAAAUAUGUAAUAAUAUAUGAAAAAAGUGGAUCUUGGGAACAUAAUUACUAGCACUAAUCAAAUCACAAAGCUUCUCAUAUGAGAUAUUGUUUUACAAAUUUGGAAAAUGAAAUUCUGUUAUUUAAUAUCACAUACAAAACAGGAUCUGAAUUAGCAGAUAUGUAAAAAGUAGCAAAAAUAUCAGAUUUAAAUUAAAUGGAUAGUCAUAUGAAGAAAUUAAAUGGUUUGCUAGAUGAUAUUAAAAGAGAGAGAUCAUUCUUAAUAGCGAAAUAUGAUUUUAUGUCUAAUUUGCAAGGAUCAAUAUCAAAGAAACAAAUAGUUUUUGGUCUAAUAUGUUUAGCUUUGUCUUUGAUUAUUACAGGAAUAACUGUGAAUUUAAUUAAGAGAAUUUUAUAACAAAAAAAAUCUUAAUGA